Glossina fuscipes is the source of this 687-nucleotide messenger RNA. RefSeq names its product zinc carboxypeptidase-like. Gene Ontology annotation, molecular function: zinc ion binding; metallocarboxypeptidase activity. Lineage: Eukaryota; Metazoa; Arthropoda; Insecta; Diptera; Glossinidae. The transcript is spliced from 4 exons. Bases 1 to 687 code for a protein of 228 amino acids. Gene Ontology annotation, biological process: proteolysis. The record is from RefSeq and is a predicted model, not a curated record.
AUGGAGUUAUUGUUUUCCAUAAAUCCUGAUGUGCGCGAGUUGGCCGAGAGUCUUGAUUGGUGGAUCAUACCUGUAUUAAAUGUUGAUGGUUUUGUUUAUUCCCAUGAGAAGGAACGAUUGUGGCGCAAAUCACGAAGACCUGCUAGUCCAGAUUAUAUUGGCAUCGAUUUGAAUCGCAAUUUCAGUCAUAAGUGGUCAGCUAAGAAAUGCGAAAGACCUGCUUCGAAUGUAUACAGUGGACCUCAUCCUGAAUCUGAACCAGAAGUUGAACAACUUACAAAUUUUAUAAAUAACAAUAUACCUGACGGAUCUAUUAAGAUUUACGUAGCAUUACAUGCUCCCGACCAAGCAAUACUUACUCCAUGGUCCUAUACGAAAGUGCCUCCCAAGCAAUAUAACGACCUCUUACAUGUGGCAAACGCUUUUGUUAAAGCUUUGUAUCCCAGAUAUCGCACCAAAUAUAAAUGUGGAACUAUGGCAAAUAUUUUGAAACCGUUUUCUGGCACAAGUACUGAUUGGGCUUAUGGGAUGAAAGGUAUACCAAUAGUCUUCUGCGUUGAAUUACCUAGUAGAGAUAUACCAAAGCUUUUCGAGUUACCCGAGCGAAUGAUUCUACGUACAAGUGCAGAGCUUUUAGAUGGAUUUAUUGGAUUGAUAAAAGCUGUGAAAGAGCUUCAGUACAUUUAA